UGUGUGUCUGGGGGGAGGAGUGUCAGGAGGGAGUGUCGGGGGGCCGGGUGUGUGGUGUGUGUCGGGGGGGAGCGUUGGGGGGCUCGGUGUGUCGUGGGGGCUGGCUGUGUGUCGGGAAGGAGUGUCAGGAGGGAGUGUCGGGGGGCCGGGUGUGUGUCAGAAGGGAGUGUCAGGAGGGAGUGUCGGGGGGCCGGGUGUGUGUCAGGAGGGAGUGUCAGGAGGGAGUGUCGGGGGGCCGGGUGUGUGUCAGGAGGAGUGUCGGAGGGGCGGGUGUGUCAGGGGGCUGGGUGUGUGUCAGGAGGGAGUGUCAGGAGGGAGUGUCGGGGGGCUGGGUGUGUGUCAGGAGGGAGUGUCGGGGGGCCAGGUGUGUGUCUGGGGGGGAGUGUCGGGAAGGAGUGUCGGGGGGGUCGGGUGUCUGUCGGGAGGGAGUGUCCGAGGGGCGGGUGUGUAUCAGGAGGGAGGGAGUGUUGA
Molecule: messenger RNA, 471 nt
Organism: Emys orbicularis (European pond turtle)
Lineage: Eukaryota; Metazoa; Chordata; Testudines; Emydidae
Product: loricrin-like
Exons: 3
Source: RefSeq, a predicted model, not a curated record